UUUCUUUACCAUUGAAUGCGUCUUUCAUCACAGCUGGAGUAUAUCAAGGAAUCUGCGUUCAAACCAAUUCAAUCAACUUAUUUUAACUCAGGAUCAACACAUCGACAUGUAUAACGGAUCAGAAACAACACCAGGGUUUUAUCUUCUCGUAAGGUCUUUUCUAGAUAAAGCUUGGGUGAUCAUGAACUAACUCGGUGUAGAAAUUCUCAUCGAGACUAUUGAAGGAGCCAUAACAACUCUUAGAUUGAAAAUAUCCCAGAACUCGCCGCCAUUGAAGAUUGGCAUGGAUAUCUGCUUCAAACAUACAGCCAUGUGGGCAGAUCCCUAACAGCGAAACGAAAAGGCUGCUGCGGACGAAUCUUCCGUUGCGGCUUGUCCGCUGACCCACCAGGUUCGAAUGAUCUGCAAGCUGAAGAACAUCGAGCCAUUAAUCAUGCCCUUCAACAUCCAAAAGAAGUCCAAAGAGUUUCUUGAAAUCAAUUCUACUGGGAAAGUCCCUGUUCUUGUUCAUCAGCUUAAUCCAGACGAGGCCUUGGUUCUUGAUGAUCCUCUACUCAUCGCCAAGUAUCUGGAGGAAAGGUUCCCGAACCCGCCUAUCAGAAGUAACAACAGAGAGGCUAUUGUCGCUGGUAGCAAUAUCUUCCAAAAAUUUUGCGCCCUCAUCAAAAAUAAUGACCCCGCAAAAGAUCCCGGUCUUCAAACAGCCCUGCUGAAGAAAUUGGAGGAGUUGAAUUCCUUUCUGCUGGGCAGUGAUAGUUCUUUUAUGGAAAGUGAUUCUUUGAGAUUCUCCGACUGUAGCUUGUUACCCAAGCUCCUCCUCGUUCGCGUGGCUGCUAAAGAAUUGAAGGGCCUGGAGAUACCAGGGAAGUUCGAAGGAGUCUGGGACUAUAUUCAUGCUGGCGAGAAACAAGUGGUGUUCCGGGACACGUGCCCGUCAGAUGAGCUAAUCAAAGAGCAUUGGUCCAGGAAAUUUGCAACUGUGCCUUUGUUAGAGGGCUACGAAAGAAAACUUUAGAGUGUUAGCGGCUAGAUAACACAAGUUAAGUGCGGAACGAACAUUUUAAGAUAAUGCUUCAAGAAGAACAACCGAGUCGCGUCUUCUAUGAGGCUUGAUAGACUUGAUACCAGUACAAUAAAUUGGACUUACUUAUCUUCAUGGCAUGCUCCCUCGUUUCCAAGCUUCCUCUCUAUAUCUUACGCGAAGAGAUUCCUACGAACAAAGUCAUAAAGUAUCGUGGAGCUAUAAUAGUGAUCCUCUGUAGAUUCACUUUGAUUAAUUAUCUUAACACACGGCUCUGCGCUGAAACACAAAGACUACCGCGAUAACGGUUAUUCUAUCGAAGGAAAAUCAUAAUUGGCUUCACUGAUAAGCUUAAAAAUAUUCCUUAAUUGCUCUAUUACUUCUUUUAUAGAAAAAUCGACAUCGAGCUUUGGCAGUUCAAAACAAUUGGUCCCUUUAUUGAAAUUUCAAAGUGUUUGUAUAAUCGCCCGUUGUUUAUGCACCAUUAGCCUUGCGUAACAGUCGCUCUGGUAAUUACACAAUCUUAACCGCUAAAUAGGAUAAUAAGUGUGAGCUUCAAAUAUAUGGACGUGUCUAUCAUCUACGCCACUCCUAAAUUGCUUCGUCGAUCGAGAGACCUGAAGGAGAAGAUCGAAGAAUGACUGUAAAUACCUCUUCAGUUGUCUAGGUACACAGUGCUGCUGCUAAAAUUUGCUUGAUUUACACGUAAAAAUAUUUUUGGUCUUGAUAACUACACUGAACGUAAAAUGUGGAUUUGCAUUUUCGUAACACAGGUCUUAAAAUAAGUCGUUUCCAAAUAUAGCUUGUUCUGCUGUGCAUAAG
This is a messenger RNA of Pocillopora verrucosa, 1843 nucleotides long. NCBI's taxonomy places the organism in Eukaryota, Metazoa, Cnidaria, Anthozoa, Scleractinia, Pocilloporidae. The record is from RefSeq and is a predicted model, not a curated record.